Solanum verrucosum is the source of this 3987-nucleotide messenger RNA. Its product is annotated as lysine-specific demethylase JMJ25-like. The record is from RefSeq and is a predicted model, not a curated record. Lineage: Eukaryota; Viridiplantae; Streptophyta; Magnoliopsida; Solanales; Solanaceae. Gene Ontology annotation, cellular component: chromatin; histone deacetylase complex. Gene Ontology annotation, molecular function: transcription coregulator activity; histone H3K9 demethylase activity; chromatin DNA binding. The transcript has 19 exons. Gene Ontology annotation, biological process: regulation of transcription by RNA polymerase II. The coding region runs from base 1 to 3987 and encodes 1328 amino acids.
AUGCAAAACAAGAGAAGGAAAUUAGAUAUCCCAAUUGUGAUCAUAGAUAUCAGUAGUAGUAGUGAAGAAGAAGAAGAUGAUGUUGAUGAUGUUGAUUAUAUUGAUAAUUAUAACACUUCUAGUGAUGAUGAUGAUAGUUCUGAUAAUACGAAUUCGAAGAGGAAGAAAAUGAGUUUUUCUAAUAGUUGGAAGAAAGGGGAGUCCAAAAUGUGUCAUCAGUGUCAGAGGUCUGAUAAAGAAAGAGUUGUGUGUUGUUCCAAAUGUAAAGUGAAAAGAUAUUGUCUUGCUUGUAUCAAUAGAUGGUACCCUGGGAUGCUAGAGGAGGACUUUUUAAAAGCUUGCCCUGUAUGUUGUAACUUUUGCAACUGCAUAGCAUGUUUGCGGUUAGAUGGGACAGCAAAACAUUUGAUGAAUGUAGAAGUGAAGUUCAGUGAUGAAGAAAAACUUGAGUACUCUAAGCACAUUGUACGAUCACUUUUGCCUGCUUUGGAACAACUUAAUACCGAGCAAAUGAUUGAAAAACAGAUUGAGUAUCAGAUUCAAGCAUUGCCAGAUUCGGAGGUUAAAAUACCCAAAGCAAAUUACGAGAAGGACGAGUGUAUUUAUUGCAACUAUUGCAGUGAAUUUAUUGUUGAUUUUCACCGGAGGUGUUCUAGUUGUUCCUAUGAACUUUGCCUUACUUGUUGCAAAGAAUUAAGGAAUGACAACUUGCAAGCAGAUGCAUCCGAAGUGAGGAUGCAAUAUAUUUACAAUGGACGGGAUUAUUUGCAUGGUAAAGGUUGUAGUGUAGCUUCAGUCAAGAAUGGAACUUGUGGUGGAACGACUAAAGUUAAAAUAAGGGAUCAAACUAAGGUGGCGAUGACAUCUAAAUGGAAAUCCGUGGAAAAUGGUGCCAUUCCUUGCCCACCCAAAGAUAUGGGAGGCUGUAGUAACGGAACAUUAAAUUUGAGAUGUAUAUUUUCUGAGAAUUGGAUAUCGCAGCUGUUACUCAAAGCUAAAGAAAUAUCUCAAAAAUGUAAAGUGAAGGAAAUGUAUAAUGAUUCAGAACUGCACUACUCCUGUUCAAAAUCUAACGGUGAAAAUGGUACUUAUGGUGGCAAGCUACGUAAGGCAGCUGCACGGGAAAGUUCUGAUGAUAACUAUGUAUUCUGUCCAGCAGCUGUGGAUACUCGGAGUGCAAAUUUGAGGCAUUUUCGUCUAUAUUUAGCUAAGGGUGAACCAGUUGUUGUAACUAACGUCCAUGAUAAUGCGUUGGGAUUGAGCUGGGAACCUAUGGUAAUGUGGCGUGCUUGUCGACAAACCAAGAAGGCUACUGAUGUUUUAAAUUGCUUAAAUUGGUGUAAGUUGGAAAAGAACAUACACCAGUUUUUUAUAGGAUACACGGAGGGUCGCUUUGACAGUUACGGGUGGCCUCAACUCUUAAAGUUGAAUGACUGGCCGCCAUCAGGUCUAUUUGAUGAGCAGCUGCCGCGUCAUGGUGCUGAAUUUUCAAGUUGUUUACCUUUUAUGGAAUAUACACAUCCUCAAUAUGGCUAUCUCAAUCUUGCUCUAAGACUUCCUGAUAACUGCGUGAAGCCAGAUUUGGGGCCUAAGGCAUACAUUGCUUAUGGUUUUCCUAAGGAGCUUGGACGUGGAGACUCAGUCACCAAACUACACUAUGUUAUGACUGAUACGGUCAACAUGUUGAUGCACACUCAAGCAGUGGUCCCAACAGUUGAACAGCUCUCGGCCAUAGAGAAGUUGAAACAGAUUCACAAAGAGCAGGAUCAGAGGGAAUUUGUAGCUGAUGCUAACAGGAUGCAUGAGAGCAUUAAGGAUUACGUCCCUAAUGUAAACGAAAAAUCUGUGCUGAAAGGGAUGAACUUUUCUCAGAAGAAACAGAACUGUGAUGGUUUGAAAGUUGAGAAUAGUGGUAAAUCUGAGAAUAAGAAGUAUUGCCUGCGAAGUGUAAAAGCUGAUUGUGAAACAAAGAAAGACGGAGAGGAUAGUAGUUCUCGUUUUGGGAAGGAUAGGUCUGAAGGAUUUGAAGAAGCAGAUGGUGGUGCUCUAUGGGAUGUCUUUAGGAGGCAAGAUGUUCCUAAAUUGGAGGAAUAUCUCAGGAAACACUUCAGGAAAUUUAGGCACAUAUAUGGCUCACCGUUGCCGCAGGUUGUUCAUCCCAUUUUUGAUGAAACUUUCUACUUGACCACUGAGCAUAAAAGGAGGCUAAAGGAAGAAUAUGGAAUUGAACCGUGGACAUUUAUUCAAAAAUUAGGUGAAGCUGUUUUCGUUCCUGCUGGAUGUCCUCAUCAAGUUAGAAAUUUAAAGUCCUGUAUCAAUGUUGCUGUUGAUUUUAUUUCUCCUGAAAAUGUGAAUGAGAGCAUCCGUUUGACUGAGGAGCUUCGCAAGAUUCCCAGAAAUCAUGAAGCUAGGGAAGACAAGUUGGGGGUAAAGAAAAUAAUUGUUCAUGCAAUGAGCCAAGCGGUGAAUCAAUUGGAGAAGACACUAUUGAACUCUGAAGCAGGCAUCGGUACAGGAUUAUCCUUAUCACGUUCGAUCAGCAGAAGUAUAAAUUCUAUGCCAGGACCAAGUACACCAAAAUCUUCCUCCUCCGUUUCGGAAGAUCUAUCUAGUCGCAAGACUGCCAAAAGAGAAGAAUAUGUUGUUCCAACUGAGAAUGAGAAACCAAGAACUGCUGAAGUUAACCUACGUUCUCCGCUUCCAGUUCUUGAUCAUCCGUCUUCAUCAAACAAGGCCAUGCCAGGACCAAGUAUGCCAAAAUCUUCCUCCGUUUCGGAAAAUCUAUCUAGUAGCAAGACUACCAGAAGAGAAGAAUAUGUUGCUCCAAGUGAGAAUGAGAAACCAAGAACUGCUGAAGUUAAUCGACGUUCUCCGUAUCCAGUUCUUGAUCACCUGUCUUCAGCAAACAAGGCUAUGCCAGGACCAAGUAUGCCAAAAUCUUCCUCCGUUUCGGAAGAUCUAUCUAGUAGCAAGACUGUCAAAAUUGAAGAAUAUGUUCCCCCAAGUGAGGAUGAGAAACCAAGAACUACUGAAGUUAAUGUACAUUCUCUGCUUCCAGUUCUUUCAGCUAACAAGGCUCAAGAAAACACAUCGGUUCCUAGUCAAGAGUUGAAGCAGUUCAUCGAUAUAGAGGACGUUGAAUCAACUUUCCACACGGUUCAGUCAUUCUUGAAGUCUUUACCAGAGCAGUAUCCCAGCCAACAAUCCGGCCUCCAGAGCAAUAGUACUUCUUCAGCCCAAACACUUGCAAAGUUGAUAUUUGAAUGUUCAAUCAGACUACCUUUGGAGGCAUUGGCUCAUGAUCCGAUAAAUGAAAAAGAAAUGCAUGGUGCAAUUGCUGCUUUAAAUGAAAAUCCCUCAUCAUUGUUUAGCGAUGAACAAGCCAAGCAAUUGGUAAAACUCAAGUAUGAAUUCCCUGUCAUGGUUAAGAAAUGGAGGGACUUGGCACGAGCUGAAUUAAGUUACCAGGAAUGCUUGACCAACUUAAAAGAGGACAGGAAAAAACUGGAUAAUUGGAUUAGAUCAGAAGCAAUGUUGAAGUCGGAGUAUGAUAAAAAGGAGGAACAAGCUAGGGAGUUGGAAGCAUUACUUCAAGAUAUAAGGACCAGACAGAAAGAAAUCAUGGAUGAACGACAAGAAGGGUCUAAAGAAGCUCAAAAACUCAUGUUGUUAGCUCAAGAAAAAUCUGUCAGGAUAGAAAGCACUAGCAAUGAAUUGGCAACAACAAAGAUGCAGAUGGAUGGCUUAAGGAAAAAUUGGUCCAACUUUCAGUCUACAUUCCCAUACAUUUUGGAAGGUGGAGUUAUAGUUCAUCUUGAUUCUGCUGUACGAGCUUACAAUGAAUCAGCAUUGGCUAGAAUGGUAAAAUUAUUUGGAUCUUUGAUUUUUCUUCCACUUCAACUUGAGAUCGAAGCAAAGAAAAAGGAGCAGGAACAAGAUCUUGUCGUCUCCCGCAAGGAAGAUUCUGCAACAAAAUCAAUUGAAUAG